GUUAAUUUAUUGAUUUUACAAUAUAUAUACACACAAUAGAUUAUUGAUUAACUACUAGCCAAAUUCAUUUAAAUUUAUUGAUUAACCGGACUUUUAAAAUAAUACAUCAUCAUUAUUAUUGUGGACAUCAUUUCAUUAAUGAUUGGUCAAUAAAUUAACCUUCUUCUAUAGUCUUAUUUCCUUAUUUAUGUCGGUAUAAUAGUCUUGUUCUAUUGUAACAAGCAGCGGUUAUCAGUUUCUCGGAUGUCAUAGUAAAUAAUCUUGUCGGUAACAGUAAUUAAUGACAGAUAUUGUUACUAUCACCAAAAAGAAAAUAUAUAUGAAAAUAUAAAUGAUCUAUAUAAUUUACAAAGUAUAUUGUUUGGUAAAUUAUCUGUCACUAUAAAAGUACAAUUAGCCCUUACUUCCUUCUAACUAUUAGAAUGAACUUUAUAUAAGUGAGAACAAUUAGUCAUGAAUAUUUUUCAUUUUCAAAUAUGAAAGCUUUCCGAGGCCAGUAUUUGCAAAUAGAUUCGGUAACAAAGGACGAAGGAUUAAUAAUUCACAUGUUUAUCAUAUAUCCAUUUUUUUUUAAAAAAAUUAUUCACAUAUUCUUCCAUCUUUUUUUCUAUAAUGAACCGAUAAUUUCAUUCAAUUUUUUAUAAUAGAUGAGAUCUCCACGAAACUCCCACCCCCGCCACCUGACUUCUGAUAAUUUCAUUGUUUUAAAUAAACACUGUUGAUUAUUUGUACAGAUUUUUAAAGAAGGGAAAAACAAGGUAUUUUCUGAAUGUGUUUAACUGAAUCUUGAAAAAAAUUGAAAUGAAAUAUAACUCUGUUUGUUUGUUUUUGUUUGUUGUUGUAUCAUAAAUUCUACCCUGAUGUUAUUUUGUUGUUUGUUUUUUUUUAAAGAAGAAGAAAAAAAUUUUCAGUGAUUUUUGUUUGUUUGUUUAUUUAUUUA
Molecule: messenger RNA, 940 nt
Organism: Schistosoma rodhaini
Lineage: Eukaryota; Metazoa; Platyhelminthes; Trematoda; Strigeidida; Schistosomatidae
Source: the annotation of a GenBank genome assembly